Messenger RNA from Python bivittatus (Burmese python), 1191 nucleotides. RefSeq names its product lysosomal acid lipase/cholesteryl ester hydrolase-like. Gene Ontology annotation, biological process: lipid metabolic process. The record is from RefSeq and is a predicted model, not a curated record. NCBI's taxonomy places the organism in Eukaryota, Metazoa, Chordata, Lepidosauria, Squamata, Pythonidae. Gene Ontology annotation, molecular function: hydrolase activity, acting on ester bonds.
AUGUGGCAGUUUAUUGUAAUAGCAUGCCUACUACAAGGAUUGGCAGGCUCCGAAGACUUUAUCAGACAAAAACAUGUCAUGAACCCCGAGGCUUAUAUGAAUGUGAGCCAAAUGAUUUCCCACCAAGGAUAUCCAAAUGAGGAGUAUGAAGUCUUGACAGAAGAUGGCUAUUAUCUGACAAUAAACAGAAUUCCCUGGGGAAGAAAAAACAUUGCAGUCUUAGAUCCAAAACCUGUUGUCCUUUUGCAACAUGGCUUGUUUGGAGAAGCCAGUCACUGGGUAAAGAAUAUGGCCAGCAACAGCCUUGGCUUCAUAUUUGCGGAUGCAGGCUAUGACGUUUGGUUGGGAAACAGCAGAGGAACGAGCUGGUCUCAGAGGCACCAGACUUUUUCAGUGGAUCAAGAGGAAUUUUGGAAUUUCAGUUUCCAUGAAAUGGCCAUGUAUGAUCUUCCAGCAACAAUAAACUUUAUUUUAAAGAAAACUAAACAGGAACAAUUGUACUAUGUUGGCUAUUCUCAAGGCUCUACUAUUGGCUUCAUCGCAUUUUCGGGCAUGCCAGAACUGUCUCAAAAAAUCAAAAUGUUCCUUGCCUUAGCUCCUGUGGUUUACGUUACUCAUGCCUCAAGUCUUCCAUUGAGAUUGAUGUCCUCACUUUCUCAACACUUAUUCAAGCAAAUGUUCGAUGCCAAAGACUUUGUAUUAAUCCGCAAGCCUGUGAAAGACUUCAUGAACAAAUUAUGCACAAAUGCAUUUAUGCAUAAAUUAUGUGCACAGCUCAUGUUCACUUCUGGUGGAUUCAAUGCAACAAAUCUAAACAUGAGCCGAAUGGAUGUAUACGUGACUUACUUUCCAGAUGCAACAUCAGUUAAAAACAUCUUACACUGGAAACAGAUACAAGAUACAGGAUUGUUCCGAUAUUUUGAUUAUGGGAAUGAAAACCAGAUGAUGUAUAACCAGAGAGUUCCUCCUUCAUAUCAGAUAAAAAACAUGGCGGUACCAACUGCAGUGUGGUCUGGUGGGAAUGAUAGAAUUGCAGACCCAAAAGACAUAAAGCUCUUACUUCCUCAUAUUGUUAACCUGGUUUACCAUGGCUAUUGGUCAGACUGGAAUCACUGGGAUUUCAUCUGGGGACUCAAUGCUCCCAAGCGCAUGUUCUGCAAAAUCAUUCAAUUGUUGGAGAAAUCGGUGUAA